AUGAGCGACCACCAUCCCGCUCCGGAGAAACUCAACGCAACCGGCUCCCGAACGUACCUUGAACUUGGAUUCAUCGCUGCGAACACCUUUAUUCUCCUGACCACGUUUUUGGUCGGAAUCGCGGCCAACGUCUUCGUCGUGUUUGCCGUGUGCAGGCAGAAAAGCUUACAGACUUCCAACAAUGCGCUAGUGGUGAACUUGGCCAUCAUAGACUUUCUCAGAUGCGUCAUCGACUGCCCGGUCUUGCUCCGGAUCGUUUCGCCGUUCGAUCGGAGUGUCGAAAGCAUUUCGAACCAUCCGGACAAUCUAAGCAAAGGAAAUCCAGAAGAAAUUGUGGAGAAUGACAAGUCGAUUGCAAAAAAUCACCUCAACGUUCAGGCCGUCGCUCAAGAGACGGUUCUGGAUGUAAAUAUGACGCUUAAUGAGAAGGUAGCAGCCAAUCUAGCGUCUCCCGUGACAAAUGCAGGGGCAGAGGAUGUGGCUCAGAAUAUAGAAGGAGCAGUUUGCAUGAUGCCCUCCAAAGCCACCCGGGAAAGAGCCAACAAGAAGAAAGAGAGCAAGAUGGCCAAACGCGCCGGAUACAUAAUAGUCACGUUCCUGCUGUUCUGGUUGCCCAUCAUCACCACCAUCGUUCUCAACUUUGGGGUGCACGGAAAUAAGUAUAUUCAAGUUGCGGUGAUGCACGACUUGGAGGUUCUGUCUGUGUCUGUGGCCUGCGUCACGUCCCUCAGUAACCCCAUCAUCUACGCCGCCGUCAACCCACAGUUUCGGUCCGAGUUUUAUCGACUCCGAAACAAAAUUCAAACCAUGUAUAAAGCUCAGUCCUGA
Messenger RNA from Knipowitschia caucasica, 828 nucleotides. Lineage: Eukaryota; Metazoa; Chordata; Actinopteri; Gobiiformes; Gobiidae. The record is from the annotation of a GenBank genome assembly.